GUGACAUUAGAGUUGUCCUACACCCAAUGCGGACUAGGUCUUAGCUGUGAGGUAUUUUGAAAUGAAGGUCGUUGGUGUCUGGAUGAGUGAUUCUAAAGUAGACAGCAUCGGGCUUAAUACUCUUUUACGCGAGAAGAGAAGUGAUCUUCUAUUUAGAAAGAUCAAUCCGUGUAUUAGUGUAUCGGAACAAGGACCGUUUGACGUAAUCCUUCACAAAAUACCGGAAUUUUUGAGCGGGGAUUCCAGUAAACAGAGUCGAAAAAUUAUAGAAAAUUUUAUCAACUAUGCAAAAAGUAAUCCUCAUGUUCUGUUCAUAGACUCACCAAUAUCACUCAAGUGUUUGUUAACACGUCUUAAUCAGUUUUCUUUGCUCCGAGACAUUGUAGCGAUGUCGGAUAUAAGAAAUGAAAUAUUUGUGCCCAAAUUUUGCCUCUUACCACAAAAAGACCCUACGAAAUUAUAUGACGCUGGUAUUUCUUACCCUAUAGUUUGCAAGUCACUAAUGGCCCAUGGAAAUGACAAUGUACAUAAGAUAGCUAUUGUUUUCAAUGACUCAGGUCUAGAUCAUUUAACAUAUCCCAUAUUUGUUCAGCAAUUUAUUAAACAUAAUGGAAAAGUUCUUAAAUUAUUUGUAGUCGGUGAUCAUAGUUGUGUUACUGAAGUUCCUUCCAUCAAAAAUCACGACAAAUCUGCAGAUAGAACUCCAAUAUUUUUUCAUUCACAUAGUGUAUCGAAGGAUGGUUGUCAAUCACCUUUAUCUGAAUUGAGCUCAUUUUCCGAUAAACAAACGACAACCCCAUAUGAUGAGUCCCUAUUCGAUAUGUUGGCACAUGAAGUUCGAAAAACGCUCAAAAUUGAUUUGUUUGGGAUAGAUCUCAUUUGUGCAACCGAAAAUUCCAUAUCUGAUGCUCUCUCGAAAUCAAACAAAUACGCUAUUAUCGAUUUAAAUAUUUUUCCAAGCUACAAGAAUGUGCAUGGGUUCUUAUUUUAUUUAGAGAAUCUAAUCAGGGAAAAACUCUCCUUGCCUUUACUUUCGAAUGAUAGUACCGAUGUCCAGAAAUAACACAAAGUAGUGAUUUUUAUUAUUAUCUCGAAUACCUCGUAGCUGUUCGUAAAAACUGAAACUUACUUAUUUUUAUAAAACUUUUGUGAAACUAUUUUGAUUUCUUAAACAAUGGUUUAUAUUGCUUUUCCUUUAUUACUACGGUCAGGUUUUUCUAUUCUUUUGCAAUAUACUCACGCUUCCUUUAGCAUCGUUUGAUUGUACUACUGAUCAGCAGUACGCGUUAUAUUUAUGUUAAUCGCUACGAAUAAUAUAAAUUGGAACGAGU
This is a messenger RNA of Schistosoma curassoni, 1331 nucleotides long. Lineage: Eukaryota; Metazoa; Platyhelminthes; Trematoda; Strigeidida; Schistosomatidae. The record is from the annotation of a GenBank genome assembly.